Molecule: messenger RNA, 4746 nt
Organism: Arctia plantaginis
Lineage: Eukaryota; Metazoa; Arthropoda; Insecta; Lepidoptera; Erebidae
Source: the annotation of a GenBank genome assembly
AUGUAUCGUAAAAUAGUGUGGUGUUAUGUAUUUAUAUUGACUUUAUUGGAUAUAUCGUUGAACACUAAGCUGUCAGCUCAGGGAAAGAGCCAUGGUGUUACCGUACAUGAUUCCCUUAUAGAGGGGAUUACAUUUCAGGAAUGGGGUAAAGAGUCUGUGGAGGAAGGCGCUGGACGGAGUGGCGGUCUAGGGGCAGGACGCGCGGUGUCCGCGGGCGCUCUGUCCCUGUCGCCGCCCUCGCUGGAAUUUGGACGUGCAGCCCUGGCCGCCGCACACGCACUGACCGUCACGCUCACCAAUACUGCCAACACGACCAUGCAUCUCGCCUCCGUCGCUGGCACCACGCCUGACUUCCACGCUUCGUUCUUUGAGUCUAAGACGCUGCCCCCGCAAGCCAACACGACGUUCAGCGUGGUCUACCUGGGACGGCGCGAGGGUCCCGUCUCUGCUCAUCUCUAUAUACAUACGUCUUUAGGAGUGCAUAAAUAUCCCGUGUCGGCGGUGGGUGUGGCGAGCGAGUGGGGGGUGUGGCCGCUGGUCGGCGUGCGCGUGCCGCUCAAUGCUACCGUGGAGCCCUUGCUUACAAUGCACAACCCUACCGAUCAAACCAUACAGGUCAGCGAGGUAUACUCAUCAGGUUCAUGGCUAGGGCUUCAGCUACCGGACGGUGGGGCCGCGGCGCCGCGAGCCGCGUGGACGCUGGCGCCGGGCGCCACGCGCGCGCUCGUGCGCCUGCGCCUGGCGCCGCACCACCACACGCAGCAGCCGCACCACUCCCACCACGCACACCCCGUGCCGCUCACUGCAUACAUACGGAUCAAGGCAAACAUAACGGGCGGCGGGCUGGUGGUGUGCGUGGAGGCGCGCUCGGCCGCGCCGGGCGAGUUCGCCAGCCCGCUGCAGCUGCGGCUGCGCACCAGGGGCUCCAGGGACCCCGCCGACCUGUUGGACAUCUCGCUGGGCAACAGCGGCAGCUCAGGCGUGUCGCUGGAGGCGGGCGUGUGGGCGGCGCGCUGUGCGCCCGCGCCCCCCGCGCCGCCGCCGCCCCCGCCCCUCGCGCACGCGCCCUCGCACAACGGGGAGACCAAGGGCACCGCCAAUGGAAAUGGAGUGAAGUCAGAAGGCGUGUACGUGUCCCUGACGCGCUCGUACCUCGAGCCGCACCAACAGCUCACGCACGCGGCGCAACUCACCCUGGACUAUGCCAAGAUGUGGGCGGGGUACGGCGGGCCGGAGGGCGCGGCGGGCCGAGACGGGGCCUGGUGCGGCGGCUGGGUGUCGCUGGGGCGGGCCGCGGUACCCUACAGCGUGCGCGUGCUGCCCGGCACCAUGCUGCUCACGCCCGACGCGCUGCAUUUCGUGACCUCAAACCGUGAGGAAGCGCUGAGCAGUCGAGAAGUGCGCGUGCGCAACGAGUUCCCCGUACCCAUACAUAUUUCCAGCAUCGAUUUCGAACCAGACGUCGAACAAUAUUUUGAGGUAGAGAGUUCGGCGGGGCAGACCGUGCCGGAGGGCGCCAGCGGUGUAGUGGCGCGCGUGCGCCUGCGCAGCGCCGCGCUGGACGCGCCGCUGCGCACGAAGCUCGUGCUGCGCACCAACCUCAGUGACUACACUUUGCCGUUGCUGGUGUACAGCGGCCGCCUCGAUAUCGAAUGGGAGUGGCCCAACUCGGCGGACGGCACGCUGCGGCUGGGCACGCUGGGCGCGUCGUCGACCCGGCGCGUGAGCGCGGCGCUCGUGAACCGCGGCGUCACGCCGCUGUGCGUGCUGGAGCUGGGCGUGGCGCUGCCGGGCGCGCAGCUGGGCCUGCACAACUGCGCCGAGGCCGUGGUCGCCGAGCCCGCGCCAGACCCGCUCUCUUGUCGCUGCGUGGCGGCGGGCUCCCGCGCGUGGAUGCGGCUGACGGUGGUGGCGCCGGCGCGCGCGGGCGCGUUGAGCGGCCACGUGCAGCUGCGCGCGGCGCCGCCCGGGGCCCCCUCGCCCGGGGCCCCCGCGCCCAGCACGAGCACGCAGGCGCGCGUGGAGCUGGCCGCGCUGCCGGGCCGCCUGCACGCGCACACGCUCACUCUCGCUAACUCCGCGCCGUACGCGUGGUCGUCGGCGCCGCUGGUGCUGGAGAGCAGCAUGGCGCUGGGCAUGCGCGUGGCCGACGUCACGCUGCCGCCGGACAACCCCGCGCUCUUCUACCUUCCCAGCGCGGAGGGCUCUUCGGAGGAGGUGUCGAGCGGGCGUCACGCCGUCGGCACGGUCCUGUUCGCCGCCGAGAAGCUGUGCGAGCCCGACUGCUACACCGGCCUCGACAUCGACACACCCGAGGGCGCGGCGUGGGAGCGGCGCGGUGCGGCGCCGGACGAGGCGGCGCUGCGCCUGGACGCGGCGCUGCAGGCCGCGCGCCACGCGCUCUACGCGCGCAACCCGCGUCUCCACAACGUGUCGCUGCACGUGCACACCACGCGCGUCGUGCAGAUCCCGGUGACGGGUACCGUGAACGCGUGGUGGCCACGUUUAGCCGUCUCGCCCGGAGACGCGGGAUUGGCCGGGGUCGGCGGAGCGGUUCCGUUGAAAAUCCGAGUGAGGAACCCGUCGCGGAGUCAUCCGCUGCUCGUGCAACCGGUGGUGGGAGGGCCGCUGUCGCUCGCGGCGGUGGCGGAGGCGGCGGCGUGUCGCGCGGAGCGCUGCGCGUGCGGGCGCGCCGCCUUCCGCCUCGUGCAGUGGCGCGCCGCCCGGGGCGCCGCGCGCACGUGGCGCGUGCCGCACAACGCCACGAGCGCGCUGCCCGUGCUGCUGCUGGCGCCCGACGCAGAGAUCGAGCUCAAGCUCACCUUCGCGCCCCGGGAGGCGGCGCCGCUCACCGCCUACCUGUACCUGAGAAAUAACUUGACCAUAAUGGAAGGGGUUCAACUGUCGGGUCGCGGAGCAUACCCGAGCUUCGAGAUCGGUGGACGACGCCCCGGUACCAAUUCACCGCUACUGUUUGAGGUGAGCGAGUGCGUGGGCGGCGGCGCCACGGUGCGGCGCACGGUGGUGGCGCGCAACACGGGCCGCGUGCGCGUGCGCCUGCGCGACUGGCUCGUGGCGGGCGAGGCGUGCCAGGCGCGCGGCUUCCGCCUGUCGCCCUGCGCCGCGCUCUCGCUGGCGCCCAACGAGUCGCGCCCGCUCACGCUCGCCUUCACCGCCGACUGGACGCUCGCCAAGGUCCACGCCACGCUCGACCUCAAGUCGGAGCUGGGACGAGCCAGUUUCCCGCUCGCGGCGGCGGCGCCGGCGCGACUGCUGGCCAAGUGCGGCGGGGCGGCGCCGCGGCCGCCGUGGGAGCCGGCGCUGCGCGCGGCGGGCGCGCUGGCGGCGCUGGCCGCGCUGGCGCUGGUGCUGGCGGCCGCGGCGCUGGACGCCGAGCGGGAGCUGCGGCGCGCGCGAGCGCAGCGGCCCCCGCUGCCGCCGCCGGCCGCGCGACAGCCGCUCGACCUGCGCGCGCUGGCGCACGAACCUCAGGCACCGCCGCAGCCCGUGCCGCGCAGGCCGCCUCCGCGCCGCCGCCGGCCGCCGCGGCCCCCGGCCGACCCCGCCGCGGAGAGGCGCGCCUUCGAGCGCUGGCGCCGGGACGUGCUGGGCGCGCAGGACGACGACGAGCGCUCCUCGGAGGACAACGAUCGGAUCGAGCGCUCCACUCCCGACGACGUUCCGCCGCUCGAGGCCGAGGCGUUCGAGCCCGUCGACGACGUCGACGAGGCCCCGGGCGCCGCCAACGACGGUUACGAAGCGGACCCGGAGACGGAGGACCGCCCGCCGGGCGGCGGCGACGAGGAGGCCGCCUCGACCGGUUCGGGGUCCGCCUCCGCGUCCUCGUCGUCGCCGGUCGCCGAAGUCGACGAGGCGGACGACGGCGACGAGCGGGACCGCUCGCCUCGGAGUCGACCGCGGGCCGAACGAAACGAAUCCCCGGUCGCGACGCCCCGCGCCCCGCCCGCGGACGCGAGCGCGCGGCCGUGCCGACAGCCGACGCCGCGGCGGAGCGACAGGAGCAAGGCGGGCGAGGGCGAGGCGGGCGCGCGCGGCCGGCCCGCGGCGUGCAAGGCUGUGGCGCGCAAGGCGGCGGCGCGGCGGCGCUCGCGGCCCGCGUCCCCGGCGCGCGCGGCGCUGCGGCCCGAGGCGCGGGCGCCGGGCGCGCUGCGCUGGGGCGCGUCGUGGAGCUCGGUGGUGGCGGCGCGCCCCGGGCCCGCGCCGCUGGCGCCCAUCGGCUCCGACGUGCGGCGGCGCGCCGAGCCCGCGCCCGACCACUCGCUCUUCUACUUCAACGGCGACCCCGCGCACGCGCCGCCCCGGGAGCCCGACUUCGCGUGGCGCCCGCCGCCCCGCGUGGACCGCCCCGCCUUCUCCCCGGCGAGAGACCCCGCCUUCUCCCCGGCGAGAGACCCCGCCUUCUCCCCGGCGAGAGACCCCGCCUUCUCCCCGGCGAGAGACCCCGCGUUUCUCGACGAACCGGUCGGAGCGACCAACGGCUCCUACCGGUCGAUGAACUCGGUGUGGGGCGGCACGUUGGAGCCCCGGCCGGCCGCGGCGGCGUGGCUGUGGGGCGGGCUGGGCGACGGCGCGGCCGUUCGCCCGCCGCCCGGCUUCGGCGCGCCUCCUCGCCCCGUGCGGCCCUACGACCCCUUCCGCUCGCUCGCCAGCAUCUGGGCGCCCGGCGCGCUCGACUGGCGCGCCGACGAGCCGACGGCCGCCGACGAGCCCGGCGCCCCCCACUAG